Messenger RNA from Zingiber officinale, 561 nucleotides. Its product is annotated as protein MIZU-KUSSEI 1-like. Gene Ontology annotation, biological process: hydrotropism. The transcript has a single exon. NCBI's taxonomy places the organism in Eukaryota, Viridiplantae, Streptophyta, Magnoliopsida, Zingiberales, Zingiberaceae. The coding region runs from base 1 to 561 and encodes 186 amino acids. The record is from RefSeq and is a predicted model, not a curated record.
AUGGGUAGGCGGUUCCAGUGGAGGACCAAACUGAAACAGAAGAGCUUGGAGGAAGAGGCGUCGGAGGAGCCGGAGAAAUCAGUCGUUUCCUUUUCUAGAUUCUCGUCGUGUCCGUACCAGGAGGAGUCGAAGAGGUGGAGUUCUUCUUCAGCAGCGGAGACUGCCGUGUCCCGCAUCCGGUCCCUCGUAAUGGCGGGCAUCGAUUCUCUACGCCACGACAACACUGCCGGCCUCGUGAUCGGGACGCUCUACAGUCACUGCCGUGCCCACGUCCGCUUUGCCUUCCAAACGGAUGUCACGGCGGACCGCCCAGCGGUGCUCGUGGAGCUGGCCAUGCCCACCUACUCGCAGGUGCGCGAGAUGGUGUCUGGGCUCGGGCGGAUCGCUCUCGAGUGCGAGCAUGAGCCUCCCAUCGUCGGGAAGCCGGUCAGGGCUUUGACGGAGGAGCCAAUCUGGAAGGUUUAUGAUCCUAUCCGGAAGUUGAGUCAGACAAAGGCCGCCGAAGGUGGCAUCGGCAUUGACGGAGCGAUGACUUUGGCACACCCUAUAUGUGUGUGUUGA